CGCUGGGGUAGCUCCUGGCGCUGGUGCUGAUGAAUGAUGCACGGAACGAGGCACACAAAGAAAAGGCAACCUAAGAGAAAUUCCUUGGCAGCAAGAGAUAACUGAAGUCAUGAAGAGAACAGAUGAAAAUUGACUAAAAGAAGGGUUCAGCAUGAAUUGUUCCACGUGGCUAUCCCUCAUCCUGGUGCUGGUGCAACCUUGGCCUUGCUCCACAAGCCCGCGGAACAGCGGCACUCCGAACACGGAGCAGCCUGUCACAGCGCUGCGAAGAGUGAAACGUGGCUGGGUGUGGGAGCCUCUUUAUGUGACAGAGGAACAGACAGCAACAGAGGUCUAUGUUGGACAGCUGAAAUCAGACUUAGAGAAGCAGGAUGGCAACCUAAAAUACAUUUUGACCGGGGAGGGAGCUGAAACCAUUUUUAGCAUCAACGAAUACAGCGGCAAAAUUUACGUGAAGCAGAAGCUGGAUCGAGAGAAGAAACCUUUCUAUGUGCUGAGAGCUCAAGCAAUCAGCAGGAAAACACAGCUUCCAGUUGAACCUGAAUCAGAAUUUAUUAUCAAGGUUCGAGAUAUCAAUGACAAUGCACCACAGUUCUUGGAUGGACCUUAUGUAGUCACUGUGCCAGAGAUGUCACCCGCAGAUACUUCUGUUAUACAGGUAACAGCUACAGAUGGAGAUGAUCCUUCUUAUGGGAAUAACGCCCGUCUGCUUUACAGCCUCCUUCAGGGACAGCCCUAUUUCUCUGUGGAGCCAAAGACAGGGGUCAUCAGAAUGGCUUCUGGAAUGGACAGAGAAACAGCAGAUCAGUACUUUGUCAUCAUCCAAGCCCAAGAUAUGGUUGGGCAAGCAGAGGCACUUUCAGCAACAGCCACUGUUACCAUCUACCUGUCAGAUGUCAAUGACAACCCACCUAAGUUUCAACAAGAACUCUACUCUAUGAGUAUCUCUGAAGAGGCUCCUGUGGGCACCACUGUGGGCAGAGUCUCUGCAGAAGAUGCAGACGUCGGCGAGAACGCAGCCAUGAACUAUUCCAUUGAAGGAGACAGCUUGGAUUUCUUUGACAUCAUUACUGACAAUGAGACCCAAGAGGGAAUUAUCUUACUGAAAAAGAGAGUGGAUUAUGAGAGCAAGAGGAGACACAGCAUUCAAGCCAAAGUUGUGAACAGGCACACUGAUGAGCGCUUUCUGGAAGCAGAACCAUUUGAAGACAAAACCAUUGUCAAAAUCGACGUGGAAGAUGCUGAUGAACCUCCAGUCUUCACCUUGGAAAACUACGUGAUGGAGAUUGCUGAAGAGGCUGUGAGUGGCUCAGUGGUGGGCAUGGUAACUGCUAGAGAUCCAGACAAUGAUGACAGCCCAGUCAGGUACUCCAUUGUUCAGGGCAUGCAUUUCAACAGACUGUUCAGCAUCGAUGAACACAAUGGAACAAUCCUCACAACUCAACCUCUGGACCGAGAGAUAGCUUCUUGGCACAACAUAACUGUUACAGCCACAGAAACAAGAAAUCCUGAAAUGAUUUCAGAAGCCACUGUGUAUAUCCAAGUUCUGGAUGUCAAUGAUCAUGCCCCAGAAUUCCCUAAAUAUUAUGAAACUUUUGUUUGUGAAAAUGCAGUUUCUGGCCAGCUCAUUCAAAGCAUCAGCGCUGUGGAUAAAGAUGACUCACCACAAGGUCACCAUUUUCACUUCUCACUGGCUCAGGAAGCUGCAAGCAACUCAAGUUUUACUGUCAAAGAUAACCAAGACAACACAGCUGGAAUUUUCACAGCAAAAAGUGGCUUCAGCAGGCAAGAGGAGUUUGCUUUCUUCUUGCCAAUCAUCAUUCUGGAUAAUGGAACCCCACCACUGACAAGCACAAAUACGCUUACUGUCACUGUCUGUGACUGUGACACCGAAGUUAAGAUCGUCUACUGUCGAUACAGAGCCUUCAUGUAUGCCAUGGGUCUCAGCACAGAGGCUUUAGUUGCUGUUUUGGCUUGCAUACUAAUACUUCUAGUGUUCUUCUCCGCGGUCGCAGCCGUCAGGCAGCAGAGGAAGCAGCCUCCCUUUGCCGGGAAGGUGGAGGCGCUCCGGGAGAACACUGUCAGGUACGACGACGAAGGCGGCGGCGAGGAGGACACGGAAGCCUUUGACCUGUGGGCGCUGAGGCCCGGCGCCGUCAUGCGGCCGCGCAGACCGCGCCGCAGGGUCCCCGCCGAGAUCCACAGCCUCUACCGGCAGUCUCUGCAGGUUGGCCCCGAGAGCGCAGUCUUCAGGCAGUUCAUUUCGGAGAAGCUUCACGAAGCAAAUACGGAUCCCAGCGUCCCUCCCUACGACUCCCUUCAGAGCUACGCGUUUGAGGGGAGCGGCUCCUUGGCAGGGUCGCUCAGCUCUUUGGGGUCACACUUGUCAGACGUGGAUCAGAGUUACGAGUACCUCACAGACUGGGGACCUCACUUCCAGCAGCUUGCGGGCAUGUACACUUCCGACAGGCUCGGGGGGGAUUAGUCACCUUGGGACCUGCCCUUUGCUUACCCUGAAUCCCAGCCACCAGAAACAGCUGUGGAGUUUUGAGGAGGAACCAUCCCACAUCUAAGCAUGGCAAAAGCAAGGCCAAGAUUGGAUUUUUCUCCUUGGAUAUAAAGAUCUUUGGAAGAAUCACACCAGAUGUGUGGCAAGGUGAAGGGAUGGAGAGACUCGUUCGAAAACCUUGUGGCUCUUUAGGUGUCCCGACACAAACUCUGCUGCUUUGCCUAGCCAGGCCUGUGCCAGCAUAUUGAAAACCUGGAUCCUGCAAGUGCAAAAGGAAUCUAAAGCCAUAAGUGGAUGCCAUAAACAUUCUGUCCUCUCUACGCUUUAAACCGUUGCCAAAGUCAAGAAGGACUUUUGCUGUGGCAGUGAAAUUCCUUCGUUAACCAAAGUCCUAUGUGCAGACUUGUAUGAUACAGAAACCCCUGCGUGGAAAAACAGACCCUAAGAUCCUCUAAUACAGUUCUCAGAAGGGC
Molecule: messenger RNA, 2982 nt
Organism: Pogoniulus pusillus (Red-fronted tinkerbird)
Lineage: Eukaryota; Metazoa; Chordata; Aves; Piciformes; Lybiidae
Product: cadherin-19-like
Exons: 12
Coding region: 152-2485 (777 amino acids)
Biological process (GO): homophilic cell-cell adhesion; cell-cell junction assembly; cell-cell adhesion mediated by cadherin
Cellular component (GO): plasma membrane; adherens junction; catenin complex
Molecular function (GO): calcium ion binding; cadherin binding
Source: RefSeq, a predicted model, not a curated record